CCCCGCCCCGCNGCCGCCGCCCGGCGUCCCCGCAAGCGCUCCACCAUGGGCAGUCCUGUGUUCACCUUAUAAAGAUGGCGGUGCGGGAUCGCUGCAACCUUUAGACUAAUGACUGUCCGAAACAUCGCCUCCAUCUGUAAUAUGGGCACCAAUGCCUCCGCUCUGGAAAAAGACAUCGGCCCAGAGCAGUUCCCAAUCAAUGAACACUACUUUGGAUUGGUCAACUUUGGAAACACAUGCUACUGUAACUCCGUGCUCCAGGCUUUGUACUUCUGCCGGCCAUUCCGUGAGAACGUGUUGGCAUACAAGGCCCAGCAAAAGAAGAAGGAAAAUUUGCUGACGUGUCUGGCAGACCUUUUCCACAGCAUUGCCACACAGAAGAAGAAGGUUGGCGUGAUCCCACCAAAGAAGUUCAUCUCGAGGCUGAGAAAAGAGAAUGAUCUCUUUGAUAACUACAUGCAACAGGAUGCUCAUGAAUUUUUAAAUUAUUUGCUAAACACUAUUGCCGACAUCCUACAGGAAGAGAAGAAACAGGAAAAGCAAAAUGGAAAAUUAAAAAAUGGCAACAUGAAUGAACCUGCAGAAAAUAAUAAACCAGAACUCACCUGGGUCCAUGAGAUUUUUCAGGGAACGCUCACCAAUGAAACUCGAUGUUUGAACUGUGAAACUGUUAGUAGCAAAGAUGAAGAUUUUCUUGAUCUUUCUGUUGAUGUGGAGCAGAAUACGUCUAUUACCCACUGUCUGAGAGACUUCAGCAACACAGAAACUUUGUGUAGUGAACAGAAGUAUUACUGUGAAACAUGCUGCAGCAAACAGGAGGCCCAGAAGAGAAUGAGAGUGAAAAAGUUGCCCAUGAUUUUGGCACUGCAUCUAAAGCGGUUCAAGUACAUGGAGCAGCUCCACAGGUACACCAAGCUGUCCUACCGCGUGGUCUUCCCACUGGAACUGCGGCUCUUCAACACCUCCAGUGAUGCCGUGAACUUGGACCGCAUGUACGACCUGGUUGCUGUAGUGGUUCACUGUGGCAGUGGUCCUAAUCGUGGGCAUUAUAUUACUAUUGUGAAAAGCCAUGGCUUCUGGCUUUUGUUUGAUGAUGACAUUGUAGAGAAAAUUGAUGCCCAAGCUAUUGAGGAAUUCUAUGGGUUGACAUCAGAUAUAUCAAAAAAUUCAGAAUCUGGAUAUAUUUUAUUCUAUCAGUCAAGAGAAUGACUUAAAGAGCUGUAGGACUAAUUCAAGUGGGGGAAAUGUUCAAAGCACUAGUACCCAGUUUCUCUGCAGACUUUCUUCUUCCCCAUUGGUCCACCAGUGGUAUUAAUCCAAGUGUCAACGGUCUGGCUAUUGGACUCUCUCCUCCUUUGUUUUUUUACAUGCAGCACUACGUGUGGUUUUAUUUUCAUCUGAGGUAGAGUUAACUGCAAUCAGAUUGUGGUAAGAUUUACAUGAAUAACAGUUGCUAAUUUCAGGAUGGGGUAAAUGCUAUGUCACUGGCUAUGUCUUGCUGAAUUAGAAUGACAUUUCCUGCAAAUGUCUACAGUUUAUUUUGGUUUUUUUCUGAACUUCCUAAAUGGCUUCCAGGGUGUCCUGUCAGUGCAUUGCUUUAACUUGUCCCUGGAGACAUUGCCACCCAUUUUUAGCUUCUCUGCCUCUUUUCUGACAGAAGGACUGAAGAACUGAGUAGGUGUUCACCUUUUAGGGCUGCCGCUAUAGCUUUAAGUUUGUGCAAAUGAAUUGUUUAAAAGUGAGUAACCUCCAUACUGAAACCAUCCUUCAGGUGGAACAGCAAGGAGUUGUUCACCGCAGUUGUGUCAGCCUAGGCUGUGCUCAUCUAGCCUCCAGGAUUCUGGGAGCUGCGAUGGUGUGGAGCGCAGGGCAGCCAAAGCCAAGAGGAGGGAGCUUCUGUGGACAGCGAAAAGUCACUGUUUUAAUCUUUCUACCAAAACCAAGUUUGAGGAAAAUAAAUGUGCUGCUUCUAGUGGCACUUUUCUUCUGUAAGGUCCUGUGAGUUGUGCUGUCCCUUCUCUGGCACUGCUAAGCUUUCCAAGGUAUCUUCCCAGUCACCCUGGUGUCCCUCAGGCUGUGGUCGUACGGUUGAGACACCCUGUGGCUGCACAGCUCUGCUGAGCCGGUCAGUACCAACAUCAUCGGGAAGAGGGGAGGCUCUGCACCUCCACCACCAUCAGCCGCCUUGUACAACCUCCCUCACUGAACAUUCCAGCCUGUUAACUGAGGCCCUGACAAGUCCCAGGGCUAAGAGGGAGCCCUCCCCAGAGGCAGUGCUGGAGCUAGCUGGGUAUGAAGGUGGGUCAAAGGAAGUGUCCGCGGGCAGGUGCAGGAACGAACAAGAUGAUGGCGUUUCUUUGGCUCAGACUCCUAGAAUGCUUGACAAGGUGGAGUUUUUUGGAAGAACCUCAUCUCAUCGUAGUAACUUGUACCAUUUUCACUUUUGUUAUAUAUGUAUUUAUUAGAACAUCUGAUUAUUGGUACCUUUUAUUAAAAGGGUUGGUUUGGUGUUUUACGUUAAGCUGGUUUUGGUUUCCUACAAACACUCCUGAGUCGUAGAUCUUGGUUGCUUCCUUUUGGAAGUCAGUUGAUGUCCAUACCCUGUAACAUACUGUGAACCUAUUGUUACCUUAAUAAAUCAGCAAACGAACAUGCAAAUGUUUGGCAUAAUGUGAACUGAAGUUGAAGUUGGAAAUGUUAGUGGUCAUUUUGCAACAAUUAUGAGCAUAGCACUUUAUCUAGAUGAAAACUGGAUUUCUUAUCUUUGAAAUAUCUCGAACAGUUAAUUGCUCAGAAUUUAAGUAUGCCAACAACUCAUUUUUUCACACUUAAAGUGAAAUGUUUUACUCUUUACUGGAGAAGAUAAAAACAGGGUGAUCUUCACAUUAUUGUUUUGUACAAAUGAUGAAAACAUACCUUGCUUUAUUUAGAGGCAAAUUCUUAUUUAUAAAUAUUUUGUCUUUUUUUUCCUCCACUAAGCAUAUUCAGUAAUCACUUACCUAGAAGGUGGUAUUUAUUCUGUUUUUAAGGAGAGACACUUGCCAAUUGAAGGUCAUUGAUUUAGGGAACUAUUUGUACUAUAUAUAACCCAUAUAUUUGAUUGAAGGUUGCAAAUUUUAAAAGAAUGAUGGUUGAUAUCUUAUAUAUUUGGCACUGAUUCAUAAGAAAAAGUAUUAAAGUUAUCUUUGAAAUUACUCUUGAAGCUAAUUUAUUAGGGGAAAAAGUUUCAAUUGGAAGCAUAGAGAAGUAAUAUCUAAAUGCCAAAUCAUAAAUUCAGUACACUUUUUUUUAAAUGCAAAGCUAUUUGCAAUGACUUAACUAAUUCCAUUUAAUAGAAAGGGUCAGUUAAAAUUCAGUAUUCAUGGGCAGAUUUUUUAAAUAAAAAGAUAAGUAUAGAAGAUCAUGCAAGACAUUAAAAUGGUUGUGUGAUACAGGAAAAGGAGGUUGGGAAAAGACCAAAUUGCACUUACCCACUGAUGCUCCAUCAGUUUUUUAAACUUUAGAGCUGACAAUUUCUUCCUCUCCUCUCCUCUUCAAUAAAUGAAACAAAACACUAGGCAGCUACAUUUCCCACCCCCACUCCCCCAGCCAUUUCACUUUGUGUAAAGACAGAGCAUGCAAACACUUUUUCAUUUUUCAUUGCUCACACAGAGCAGAGAACGCUGUGGGUUCUGUGGGGCCAUUCUGAGGUCAGUGGCAGCACAAAGGCCCAGCAGUGUCCCCUCCAACAGCCAGGGUACUCAUGUGUCAUUUUCUGGCAGGAGUGAGUAGGCCUGCUGUAUUUCUAACUGGUGGGUGUUUUACACUUAAAAAAGAAGUAUUUGCUUUAUUGGUUACUAGUUUGCAUCUAGAUUAUGGUACAUUACAUUAAAAAGGCAUUUGUUUGAAGUUUUGAUAAAAUUCUGACAUCCAGUCCUAUCAUGUCGAUGCAUUUUACAUUCGGAGGCGCCGUGAAGUGGACGGGCUUGAAGAGAGCCAGGGAGCAACGCAAGAGGGUGUUGCCUGGAAUAGGAAGCCAGGCAUACUUGGUCCUAUGGCUUGGUAUAUUUUGGAUUUCAGAUGAAAUGGAAAAAAAUGACAGAAAUAGUCCCUAUGCAUAUAUUUUCAUGGAUACCCUGGAUUUCAUGGGCAUGCCUAACAGUGAACUAUGUUCUAACUGGAGCUUAGGGCUUAUUUUAGAUAUUGGAGUGUAGCUUUAUUACAGAUGGAUUUUAUCUUAAAACAUUGCAUUUUGAUCAACUUUGUAUAUUCAUGUGUAUUAAAAUACUGUGCAGUAAAUGUUUUGCCCUUAUUUGCCCUUAUAUGGUCAAGGCAUUUAUUGGCACUAUUGUGAUUCACUCAUGUAAAUGGCAUGGGUUGGAGAAAAUUGUUUCCUACAUUUCUGCCUAAUUGUUUCCCAGUAUUACAUUAAUUUAUUUUUGGCUUCCAUUUCUGUAUAACCAAAAUAGUUACUGUAUUUGUGUGGCAUUUGAUUUUGUUGCUUAAAAAACAGUUGUUUUUAUUUAAUCUAUACCCUAAUUUUUUUAAUGUAACCAAUUUAAGCACUUUAAGCAAUAAUGUCAAUCUUGUGAAAUUUCAAUCAGUUUAACACCCUGCCUCUAAAAUUGUUUGCCAAAAAAUAAAUAAAAUAGGAAUUCUCUUGCUAGAGAAUUACAUCUGGGUAAUGUUACACACAUGAACUUAAAAUCCUUUUUAUAAAAUGUGAAUUACUGGCAAGUCUCAUGUCCACGUAAUCAUUCCAAACUUAAUUUUGAAGCCAUGGAAAUGUAAAGAACAUUUUGGUCAUUGUAAUAUAUAAAGGUGGUGCUACUGUCAAGGUUGAUAAAGUCAGUAUUCUGGAGAUAACUCACUACUUUUUUGAGUGAGUAAGAUGAACAGAAUUAGUCCAGAAACCUGAAUUUGGGGAAUAGCAAAUGGAGGAUAUCAGUGAAACAAAAGACUCAGGAGAAGCAUAUUAAGCAUCACAGUGAAUUGCUUAGGUGGGACUUUGCCUUUAAAAAUAUCCUUGACCAGUUAUAGAAUAAGAUACAGUCCCAAAAUAAGGGCCUGUAAUUUUUCAGCUGUGUGGACCUGGCCCUGGUGGACUGACAGGUGCAGGCUUCUGGGCAGUUUGAGCUUAAGGGCCCCCCAGCUGGAUGCAUGCCAGCAGGGGGCAGGUGCUGGGCCUCAUCCUGUGGUCUUGGGGUGUGGCCUCCCAGGGUGGGGACUCAAGCUUACUGUUAAAUUGCUAAAUGCUUUUCCCCCCAACCAGGCACUUCAGGGGAUUCAUGUGUGGGCAGGUGACUGAUCUGAAUGCAUUUGCCUGGGCCCAAUUAUGUGAAUACAAACCCACAAGCCAGGAGAGGGACAAUGUGUCAUUAAGACUCCAGUUUCUGUCCAUCUUCUCUGGAGGCAAUUCAGUUGAACCUGUCUGAGCUGGAACAGAGUUUUGUUGGGAAAGCCACAAUAAAGUCACAGAAAAAUCACCAUCUGCCAUGAAGACUGUAGGAAAAUGCUUGUCUUUUCUAGGCCUUGAUUUGCCCGUCUGUCACAUUGGGUGUGUAAGGUCUUCUGUCACUGCCAGUGGAACACAAUUGCUGGAGAAUGAGAAGUAUUCUCCAUUUAUCCAAAUUUCCCUCCCUCUCUGUUCAUUGACAUUUAAACCACCUUUAACAGAGAAUGAAGCCUUCCAUUUCCAUUGACUUAUAUUUAUAAGAAGAUAAAAUACUUGCUUAAAAUAUUCCUAAUGUUUUUUUCUUGAGAGAAGAUUUUGAUUAUGGGGUAGUACUAAAGACAAACCACUUAGACUUGUCUGAGAGAAGCAGAAGUGUUGAGAUUGCUAAUUAAAUGAUUAUUUAGCACUUAUUAUGUGAGGCAUUGUGCUGGGAGGCGGUGGGUAAAAAGGGGAAGCAGAUAGGAUACUUCUGGUUUCCUGCCUCAGGCAAAAAAAAUGUCUGUGGGAAAGAAACUGGAGACACCGUGUGGAGGGAAUCCAUCACAGUUGAGCAUGGUGUGUUGAGCCUGGGUCUUACCCAGCAGGUGGGCACUGUUUCAGAUGGCCACUGGCAGGUAAGGCAGGCUGCUCCCCUUUUUGUUUGGAUCCACUUCUUAGGCCCCCACUUUCCUCCCUGCCUGCUCUCUGUGUUGCAUUAGCCUGCUCUUAGCUCCUUCUAGGGUCCUUUAAAAACAACGUGUAAAUCCAUUUUGUUGCCACAUGGACUUCAACAUCUUGCCUCUUCUCAUGUUACAAGAGCCAGAAUGCUGAAAGUCUUAAUAGUGGAUUUUAUGAGUAGAAAUAUCCAAACUUUACAAUAUUACCAAAUUAUUAGAGCCUAUCCAGACUUAUCGAAGUCAAUCAGGGCAUGAGAGUUUUUAAACUGUGGCUGCUGCUUUUAUUGGCUUACCAACCUGCGUUCCCUGUUUUGGGUCCUCCUAGGCUUUGAUAGUGCUCUCCACAAAGCACACUAAGAGCUUACAAACAAAUGAAAAGUAACUUCAUCUUGGUUAUGAGACAUCGGAGUCAGAAACAUUAGAUUUUGUAAAAAGCAUUCCUAAUUAUAUGUUCCUUUCCCAUAUGGUGAUUCAUAAAUAAAGUAUUUAUUAACAA
Messenger RNA from Manis javanica (Malayan pangolin), 6586 nucleotides. It is a transcript of the gene USP46, whose product is annotated as ubiquitin specific peptidase 46. Gene Ontology annotation, cellular component: nucleus; cytosol. The record is from RefSeq and is a predicted model, not a curated record. Gene Ontology annotation, molecular function: cysteine-type deubiquitinase activity. NCBI's taxonomy places the organism in Eukaryota, Metazoa, Chordata, Mammalia, Pholidota, Manidae. Gene Ontology annotation, biological process: protein deubiquitination.